GGAAGAGAUAAACGUUUAAACAAAUAAAACAAAACUUGAUCAUUCUACCGAAAUUCAGAUGAUUGGGUAGCCAAUCGAAUCCUUCAUCAAUUUUCCCAUGCUCUACGAAACCCUUUGAACUGGUUUACGCUCUUUAAAACCCCGUAAUCGUUGUUACUAUUAUCUUCAAAGAAAAAGACUUAGCUAGCCAGUUGAUUUGUUGUGUCUCUCGAGUUAGUUAUGGAGACUCCUCCUUCACCAUCCUAUGUUGUGAUAGCAUAUGAUGCAACUAAGGAACGAGGUCAAGAUGAGCUUAAGGUCACUGUGAAUAGAAUCAGACUGAGAGGAGACAUUCUUCGUGGAGGUGAUACCCUUCUUGUGCUUGGCGUUUUGCAUAGGGUCACUCACCCCUUGGGUUACCAAGCCAAAGCAUGUACCGGAAACUUUGGAACGAGUGUUCGUGCUAUGGAGGAAGAAGUUAAAAAGAAAGCAGAUGCAUUUGCUAAAAUGCUUCUUCAUAGUGCUGACGCGUUUGAAGAUGAAGGGGUCAAUAUUGAAGUUAAAAUUACUGCUGGGACUCCCCUUAAGAAGGUUAUACUGCAAGAGGUUUUAGCGUGUAAAACAACUUGGGUCGUACUUGAUAGGCACCUUAAGAGGGAUCUGAGGUAUUAUCUUAAACAAAUACCUUCGAAGGUUGCAAUGAUUACAGAUACCUUGGCUGUGGAAGUUUUUAGGUCUCAUGCAACAAAUGAAAGAGGUGCACCUAUAGAGCACAACUUGCUUUACUCCUUCUCAAAGCCAGUUCCCCGUCGUGAAAAUGUUGAUCAGCAGUCUAUCUCUAUCAAAAGCUAUUCUCAUGAAAUCUACAGCUCCGAGGACAGCAAUAUGAUGUCUUCAUCCAGUUAUGGUUUACCGGAGCAAUAUUACUUUCCAUUUGAUUCUGGCGCUCACUCUAAGCAAGAAAAAUCAGGCGUGAAUAAUAAAGAAGAGCAUAAACUUUCGUCAACUUCUCAGAGGAUAAAAAUUUCACAGAAUAAGAAUCUCUUGCGAAAGAGAUCCUCAGGAGUUCCUAUUCUUUGUGCUGCAUGUGGGCUGAGGACUGAGUUGUAUAUCAAGGAUUCUAUUAAGUACAGUUUUCCCGACGUUCAUCUUGCAACAAAUGAUUUAUCAGAGGAAUAUGAUUUAAUUCGAGAGGGUGGAUUUGGUAUAUCGAAACCCACAAGACUACCCCUCUGAUGUUCCUUUAUAGACAGAGUAAAUGCGAAGAAAUUAAGACUGCAAGUCAAAAUCCAAUA
This is a messenger RNA of Pistacia vera, 1274 nucleotides long. RefSeq lists its product as uncharacterized. The coding region runs from base 220 to 1215 and encodes 331 amino acids. Gene Ontology annotation, biological process: aromatic amino acid biosynthetic process. Gene Ontology annotation, molecular function: 3-dehydroquinate synthase activity; oxidoreductase activity. The record is from RefSeq and is a predicted model, not a curated record. Lineage: Eukaryota; Viridiplantae; Streptophyta; Magnoliopsida; Sapindales; Anacardiaceae. The transcript has 5 exons.